This is a messenger RNA of Aphidius gifuensis, 2042 nucleotides long. It is a transcript of the gene Rrp42, whose product is annotated as exosome complex component RRP42. Gene Ontology annotation, biological process: TRAMP-dependent tRNA surveillance pathway; U5 snRNA 3'-end processing; nuclear polyadenylation-dependent mRNA catabolic process. The transcript has 2 exons. Lineage: Eukaryota; Metazoa; Arthropoda; Insecta; Hymenoptera; Braconidae. Bases 1094 to 1969 code for a protein of 291 amino acids. The record is from RefSeq and is a predicted model, not a curated record. Gene Ontology annotation, cellular component: nuclear exosome (RNase complex); cytoplasmic exosome (RNase complex).
AUAAAUUUGUUGUUUAAACGAAUGGAUUAUUUAUUUUUACAAGUGACAUUUAAUUUGUUAUUGGCAAUCAACAAAAAUGUAUUGUCUACAAUUAUUAAUACCAGUUUUGCUGAUACCAAAACCAGUUAAUCCAGCAUUAAUACAAACACAUGUUAUGUUUAUGGUUUUAUAUUUAAUUGGAUUUUUUCUUGAAAGAAAACCAUGUAUAAUAUGUUCCAUGGUUUUUCUUGCUGCUGUUUUUCUAAUUUGCUACAGUGGAGUUGGAAAUUGUUUAUUUUGGAGCAACAAUUGCGUUUAAUUUAACUAAAAAAAUUCAUCAAUAUAUUGACAAUCAAAAUUUGUUAAAAUAAUAAUAAUGAUAUUAAUACAUUUUUUUUUUAAAUAGAAACAACAAAAUUGUAACACUCGAUAAAUGAAAAAACAUUUGGAGUGUUAAAACUAGGAAUAAUUUAAUCAGUCAUUGUGAUAAAUAUUUAAUUUUUUUUUUAUUAUAAAAAGAUAACUUAAUUUACACUAAUAAGUGUCUUUUUUUUUUUAUUUUUAUUUUAUUUUAUCUAGAUAGUGUUGAAAAAAAAGCAAAUAAUAAUAUUUAAUAAUUUAACAGCUGCUUGCUUCCAAAUAAAUAAACAUAUAUUGUUUUGCAAAUGACAAGCAAUUAUAUAGUUUAUAAAUAAUAAAUAUCACAAAUUAAUUGUUAUAUAGUUUAUUACUAUAAAUUAAAAAUGUUGUUAAUUGUAAAAUAAUAAGCAAUAAAAAAAAUCAUUCACUGUUUUUCAAUAGUUGAAUUGAUUAAAUAAAAAUAUUUUUUAUACAAUAAUAAUAUUACAUAUCAAGUUUUUUAAUUGUUGAUAAAUAAUUUUUAAAAGCUUUCCAGUAUAUACAUAUACAUUGAUAUACAUAUAUGCAUACAUAGGUGUACAAUGUACAUACACAUAGAUAGUCUUCUUAAUAGACAAGACACAUGACUCAAAAAUAUCACAGGUUAUGUGUAGUAACAACAAACGUGUUAAAUCAAUCAAUCAAUUAUCUUUCGUGUUUAUUGACAUUAAUUUUACAAUAAUUAAUUUUUGUAUUAUAUAAAAGUACAAAUAAAAUGGCUGAAAAUCCUCUGAGUUUGGCUGAAAAAACAUUUAUUCUUCAUGGUGUUGAUAGUGAUUUUCGAACUGAUGGACGUCGUCAACAUGAGUAUCGUUCAUUUGAAAUUGAAACAAGUAUAAUGCCCCAAACAAAUGGAUCAUCACGUUUACGAAUUGGUAAUACAGAUGUACUUGUUGGUAUAAAGCUAGAAGUUGAUACACCAUUUCCAGAUUCACCAAAUACUGGAAAACUCGAAUUUUUUGUUGAUUGUUCAGCAGUUGCAACACCAGAAUUUGAGGGUAAAGGUGGUGAAGAUUUAGCAACUGAAAUUGCAAAUACAUUAUCAAGAUCAUAUCAAUCAUCAUCAACAAUUGAUCUUAAAAUUUUAUCAAUAUUACCACAUAAAAAAUGUUGGAAAAUGUAUGUUGAUGUAUUAAUAUUACAAUGUGGUGGUAAUUUAGUUGAUGCAAUUGGUGUUGCUGUUAAAGCUGCAUUAUAUAGUACAGAAAUACCAAAAGUAACAGCAGCAACAUUGGAUGGUGGUGAAGCUGAUAUACAAGUAUCAGAUGAUCCAUUUGAUUGUAUUAAAUUAAAUGUUAAUAAUUAUCCAUUAUUAGUAACAAUGUGUAAAAUUGGUGAUAAUUGUAUUGUUGAUCCAACAGCUGAAGAAGAAGCAUGUAGUUCAUGUAAUAUUAUUUUAUCAGUUACACCUAAAGGAAGAAUAACAUCAAUUGUUAAAACAGGACAUGGAAGUUUACAAUCAUCAACAAUGUUAAAAAAUCUUGAUAUUGGUACACGUGUUGCUAAAAAUUUAAAUGAAGCACUUAUGGAAGCAUUGAACAAAGAAGAAUCACUUGGUACUAAAAGACAAAUUGCUGGUUUUCUUCGUUAAUUAUUAUUUUUAUAUUACAAUUAAUUAUAAAUUAUAGUAAAAAACAUUUUUAAACAUAGAAAAAAAAAAUAAU